Messenger RNA from Aspergillus heteromorphus CBS 117.55, 1039 nucleotides. RefSeq names its product HD domain-containing protein. Lineage: Eukaryota; Fungi; Ascomycota; Eurotiomycetes; Eurotiales; Aspergillaceae. Gene Ontology annotation, molecular function: 5'-deoxynucleotidase activity. Bases 87 to 770 code for a protein of 227 amino acids. The record is from RefSeq and is a predicted model, not a curated record. The transcript has 2 exons. Gene Ontology annotation, cellular component: cytoplasm.
GCUUUUUUCUUGCUCUUCCCUCUUGCUUCUCUGUCUCUACUCUUCUUAAUAUACCCUCUCCACUCUCUUUUCUCAAUACCACAACCAUGGGCUCCGAAAACCCCUCCAAUGCCCUCUGGACCACCCAGUCCGUCCUCGCAACCCUUCCCCACCCCCCCGAAGAGAACUCCGCCUCCCCCAUCCCCUUCUUCCACCUCCUCGAGCGCCUGAAGACCACCAAGCGCGAAGGCUGGCGCCGAUUCGGGAUCAACUCCGGCGAAUCGAUCUCCGAUCACAUGUACCGGAUGUCGGUGAUGACGAUGCUGGCCCCGCCGUCGCUCGCCUCGCGCAUCAACCUGCCCCACUGCAUGAAGAUGGCGCUGAUCCACGACAUGGCCGAGUCUCUGGUCGGCGACAUUACCCCGGUCGACCGCGUCGACAAGUCCGAGAAGGCCCGCCGCGAGGCCGAUGUUAUGGAUUACAUCGCCAAGAACCUGCUGGGCGGGGUGCCGGGUGGCAUGCUGACGGGGGAUGAGAUCCUGAAGGUGUUCCGCGAGUACGAGGACAACGAGACUCUGGAGGCCUUGUUCGUCCACGACGUCGAUAAGAUGGAGCUGCUCCUGCAGAUGGUCGAGUAUGAGCGCACGCACGGCCUGGAUCUGUCGGAGUUCUGCCACGUUGCGGGGCGGAUUCAGCUGCCGGAGACGAAGGAGUGGGCGGCGGCGGUGAUGCAGGAGCGGGAGACGUUUUGGAAGAAGAAGGCCGAGGAGAAGAAGGACGCUACGGCUUAAUUUUUGCUGCCGGCGCAUGUACCCUCUACACCACAUAACAUAUGGACGGCGUUGAAUGUUCAUGUUCGGGUUCAUCUUGAUGUUUACGACCGUGGACGGAUUAAUUGUCUUGUCAGGGCUCAUGACCACGGCGGAUCACCGUGCGGCGUUCUCGGUUUUCUUUCUCCCCCUUUUUCUUCUAUUUCAGCACUUAGAUGCGAUCAGAUCGAGUCAAUAGACGACCAUGUAGCAAUAGACGAACCCUUACUCACAUACGAUAUAUCCCACAU